AUGGCGAUGCGGUUUCUGCUGAUAGCUUCCUCUUUGCUGGCCAUCGCCGCCGCCGGCAACUUCGACCAGGAGUUCGACAUCAUCUGGGGCGACGGCCGCGCCAAGGUCCUCGAGAGCGGCCAGCUCCUCACCCUCACCCUCGACAAGGCCUCGGGCUCGGGAUUCCAGUCGAAGAAGGAGUACCUCUUCGGCAAGAUCGACAUGCAGAUCAAGCUCGUUCCGGGGAACUCCGCCGGCACCGUCACUGCCUACUAUUUGUCCUCGCAAGGGCCGACGCAUGACGAGAUCGACUUCGAGUUCCUCGGAAAUGUCAGCGGAGAUCCCUACACCCUCCACACCAACGUGUUCGCCCAAGGGAAGGGGAACAGGGAGAUGCAGUUCAAGCUCUGGUUUGAUCCCACCGCGGACUUCCACACCUACACCAUCCUCUGGAACCCUAGCCAUAUCAUCUUCAUGGUUGACCGCAUCCCGAUCAGAGACUUCAAGAACCUGGAAUCGAGGGGCGUCGCGUUCCCCAAGAACCAGCCCAUGAGGAUCUACUCCAGCCUCUGGAACGCGGAUGACUGGGCUACCAGAGGCGGCCUGGUCAAGACCGACUGGUCGCAGGCACCGUUCACGGCCUCAUAUAGAAGCUUCAGGGCCGACACUGUCCCCAGCAGCAGCGGGUGGUGGAGCCAAGAGCUGGACACCACAGGCCAAGAGAAGAUGAAUUGGGUGCAGAAGAACUACAUGAUCUACAACUACUGCAGCGACCUCAAGAGGUUCCCACAGGGCCUGCCUACAGAGUGCUCCUUUGCCUGAUAGAAAAGAGAGAGAACAAAUCUUGUUAUUCUUUGAUUCAUUUAUUUCAUAUGUUGGCUGCUGAAAGUAUUCUGCUUGAUACUACAAAUUCAGAAGAAAACUACUACCUUACAUGUUCCAGCACAGCUGCUAUUAUUAUUAUUAUUAUUUUUUCA
Messenger RNA from Musa acuminata AAA Group (dessert banana), 956 nucleotides. Its product is annotated as probable xyloglucan endotransglucosylase/hydrolase protein 25. Bases 1 to 801 code for a protein of 266 amino acids. The record is from RefSeq and is a predicted model, not a curated record. Gene Ontology annotation, biological process: xyloglucan metabolic process; cell wall biogenesis. The transcript is spliced from 3 exons. Gene Ontology annotation, cellular component: cell wall; apoplast. Gene Ontology annotation, molecular function: xyloglucan:xyloglucosyl transferase activity; hydrolase activity, hydrolyzing O-glycosyl compounds. Lineage: Eukaryota; Viridiplantae; Streptophyta; Magnoliopsida; Zingiberales; Musaceae.